AUGUCCUCCCCGCAGCCCCCCGCGCCUCCUCACCGCCGCCCGGCCCCCUCCGCUCCCCACCUCGGCCCGCCCGCGCCUCCUCCCCGCAACCGCCGCCGCCUCGCCGCUCCCCCGCGGGCCGGCGCGGAGGGACGGAGGGAUGGAGUUACCUUGACCCUCCUGGUAGAGAAGCCGGAGACGGGAGGGAGGCGGCGGCGGCGUGAGCCGGGCUUGGCGGAGCGCGGCCGAUGCCUGGCGGCGGCGGCCCGAGUAUGGUACGCGCCGGGCUCGGUCCCUGCCGCGGCGGCGGCGGCAGCGCAGGAGCCUGUAGGCCUCGGCGGCGUUGGCGGCCUCCCCAGCGCAGGGCGGCGUUGGCGGCGGGUUCAGGAGCGGGCGGCUGCUCGGGCUCCGCUCAGUCCCAUGCACUCGGCGCGGCCCCCUGCCUGCGAUGGCUGCUGCCUCACUCACAUUCCCGGCGGAGCCCUGCGGAGGGGCCCUGAGGAGGCGGGGGGGGGGGGGGGCGCGGGGGGAGCCGAGUGCGGGCCGAGCCGAGGGGGAGCGGCGGGCGCGGUGCGGGCGGCUGGGGAGGGGGGGGGGCAGGCCGGGCGGGCGGCGCGGCGGUGCUGCGAGGGGAGGGAAGGCCUCUUCCGCCGGCGGCUGGUUCAGGUGAGAGGGGGGGUCCCGGUGGGCGUCGGGGUCGCGCUCCGGCUCGCUCCUAUUGUCACUCUCAGCGGGCUCCGGCCAUGGCACUCACUCACACACACUCACUCACUCACUCACAACCGAGCGUGCUGCCACCGCCCCCCGGCCCGCGGCCCGCCCCCCGCGCCCGCCCACUGGAGCCUGCCGCCGGGACGCGCCGCCUCAUUGGCGCCCGCCGCCGCCGCCGGGACAGUCGGGAAAGGGGAGCGCUGCCGGGGGAGGAGGCGGUGCCGGCCGGGGCGGUGUAGCGGCGGCGGCGGCGGCGGCAGCGGCAGCGCCCUUCUUUUCCCUCUGUGGGUCGUGGGAGGAGAGGCGGACGAGCGCCGGCCGCCGCCAGAGCGAGGGCCGUCGGUUGAGGUGGAGCACCUGGUUCUGCUCUGGACAGUGAAACCGGGAGGUUUCUUGCUUAGGGUCACACCGUCCUACAUGGGGAGAUUCUUCACUAGCAGUUAUGGCAUCUUCCUCAGCAAUUGUUUUGGUAGUUGCUCCACUACCUCUUUACACAGGUUACUCUUUUGGUACUCACCAAAUCCCUCCAGCAUCCGCUCAAAGCUGCUGAUGCUUUCACGACAUGCUGCUAUCAAGGCAACCGAGUGACCAGGGAACUGGCUCAAAAGCUACUCGCUCCUUUGGCUCCUUCCUUUGUGCAGAGGAGCUCUGGUUGGUAGUUUUAUGAUGAAAAGUACUCAGAAACUAAGACAAAGGUGCUAAACAACCGUGACUCUUCGCUCACAGAGCUGCACCUGCAGCACGGACCAUAUCUGCGCAGUCCUGGAACAAUCCAGUGUUGCUGACAGCUCAAGUGUCUCUUCAGAGCCAGGUUUAGAAAGGCCAGGCCAGCGCAGGUGAUUUAAGGAGAUGGUUUCAUCUUUUUAAGUGUUGGAAUUUGAAGUUCAAACAUUUAAUCUUUGAAAUUAAGGAAAGCUGAGAAUUUAUGGGAGUGCAGAGGGCAUGAUGCCUUUAAGAGAAUUAUUAAACUGAAUUAACAAGAGUGACAAUUCCUUAACUGGGGGGAAGAGAAGGGAGAAGAAUUCAAUGAAAGUUAAUACUCCUGGCUAAAGAGUUAAAAGAUCCGUUCUCCUGCAUUUUGUCAGUGAAUUGAAUUUGAGGAGAAAAACAGAAAAUAUUUAUCAGUGUUCAAACAUGACGCUGUAGUAAAUGAGUAGUUGUCAUUUCUUGUAAAGAAAAUCCAACCAUAAUUUUAGUAUUUGCAGUGCCAUGGUCUUGCACGGGUGUAGGUAAGUUGCUGGAAUGGUUAAUUUUGACCUCUGCCAUUAUAAUGCACCUUAUUUUUAAUUUGAAUGAUGUCCAGUUUCAGCUCCCAGGCAUUCAUCCUGUCAUGUGUUGAUUACUGUAAUAAAAGCUUGUUAUUACGAAA
Molecule: messenger RNA, 2059 nt
Organism: Grus americana (Whooping crane)
Lineage: Eukaryota; Metazoa; Chordata; Aves; Gruiformes; Gruidae
Product: translation initiation factor IF-2-like
Exons: 2
Coding region: 1-1278 (425 amino acids)
Source: RefSeq, a predicted model, not a curated record